UUGUGUGCGCUGAACUGCGGUGGCUGCGUGCGUGCGUGCGUGCGUGCGUGCGUGCUUACUUACUUACUCCCCUGCCCUGCCCUUCCCUGCCCUUCCAUCCUUGAUUACUUGAUUACUUGACUAUUUGAUAUGCGUCACAGUGGAAGGCACCGUGUCGGGUUUCCUCUGUGGCUGUGAGUAAGUUUCGUGCAGUGGCUAUAGGCGAAUAAUGUGAUGCUGCUGUGAGCGCGUUGCCUGGCACUGUGCGUGGGUGAUGAGGGGUACAGUAGAAGCCGCUGUGAAGGCUAUCAUGGCCGCUAUCGAAUCCGAAGGUUCAGGAGCAGUGACCGAUGAGCAGUUAUCAGCGUUGUAUUUCAUUUUUAACAAGAAUUUAGAGCGAGCAUUACGCAUACUGGACCAAGGAGGUGUGCAACAUGUUGUUUCUCAUCCCAGUCAGCGUUCCGUCUUUCAGGUGAUCGCAGAAUCCAAGAGCGGCUCCAACAGCUAUUUGUGCUUCCCAGACCAUUUCUGUUCCUGUCAAUCUUUCUUCUUCGACGUGGUUUCCAGAAGCGACCAAUUUUGUUGCAAACAUCAGUUGGCAGCCAUGCUUGCUUCUGCUCUGCGUGGAUGCAAAAAUGUGACUGUUUCUGAUGCUGAGCUUGCACAUCUUCUUCUUCAAUGUUAGUAAACUGAGUGCGAAGGAGCUGAAACAACGUCGUAACUCAAAAUAGGACGAUCUACUCCUUAGAACUUUAUGUUCUGAGUGAAUUUUACUUGGUUUCAAAUCAAACCACUCCAAAAUCCCCUGUAGUGGAUGCCUUAGGCCAGGUAACUAGAGUACAUUCGGCAGGUCUUUGAUUUUUCUAGAAAUGGAAAAUAUCUAAGUGUCAGUGUUAUCCAAGAAAUUCCUGGUGCUAUUUUUCACCAACUAUGAAUCUCACAAUAGUUGGUCACCAUUGUACUGCGAUUCAACAAGACAUCCCGUGCAAUUUCAUCGCUGGGAUGUCCCUGUGGAUGGACGUGUGUUCCCACACAGCAUGCAAUUGCUCAGGAAAUGAGAGUGAAUACGAGUAAUCGACUGUUACUUAAUAUGAGGUACCUCCAGGAAGUGCCGCUCUGUUAAACAGUAUGUUGUUUCUUGGGAUUCCAAUACGCACUACUAAUGAACAUCGGCUCUCAAGCCACAAGCUCA
Molecule: messenger RNA, 1171 nt
Organism: Physcomitrium patens
Lineage: Eukaryota; Viridiplantae; Streptophyta; Bryopsida; Funariales; Funariaceae
Biological process (GO): double-strand break repair via homologous recombination
Cellular component (GO): Shu complex
Molecular function (GO): zinc ion binding
Source: RefSeq, a predicted model, not a curated record